Helicoverpa zea (corn earworm) is the source of this 2944-nucleotide messenger RNA. RefSeq lists its product as uncharacterized. The transcript has a single exon. The record is from RefSeq and is a predicted model, not a curated record. Gene Ontology annotation, cellular component: nucleus. Lineage: Eukaryota; Metazoa; Arthropoda; Insecta; Lepidoptera; Noctuidae. Gene Ontology annotation, molecular function: DNA binding. Bases 127 to 2235 code for a protein of 702 amino acids.
CUAAAUUGAUGAUUUUAUAAAGCAUGUUAUGCGUCUAAUAAGGCCCACUACAGUAGGUCAUGGGCCUUAUUAACCGACCUUUGUUAUACAACUUGAUUUUUGUUUCUACUCACAGAUCGAAUAAAAAUGCCUCCACGUCGAGCUCCGUGGACUCAAGAAAACUUGCGUUCUGCUAUGGCAGCCGUACAACGAGGGCAGUUGACGCAGCGUGGUGCAGCAGAGCGAUAUAAUAUACCUAGACGUACGCUAAGGAACCACUUGAAAAGUGGAAAUACAAUGCGAUGUUUAGGACGCCGUUCAAUUAUGACUGAAGCUCAAGAAUGUGAUCUUGUCAACAGAAUCAUAAGAUUUGCAAAUAUAGGGAUGCCACUUACUCCAAAGCUUAUUCGCAGACAAGCAUUCAUUUUUUGUGAAAAAUAUGAGCUAAAACAUAACUUCAACGCAGACAUUGGCCUUGCUGGCAAAGACUGGCUAAAGAUGUUUUUGAAACGGCAUCCAGAAAUUUCAAAGAGAAAGGCACAGUUCAUGAAUCCAGCUAGGGCGCAAAAGCUAAACAGACCAAUCGUUAGCCAACACUUCUCAGAAAUCCAAAAAAUUUAUGACGAGCUUGAAAUUAUAACACACCCGCAAAGACUUUACAACAUAGACGAAAAGGGAUGUCGGUUGACUGUUCAUAAUCAACAGACUGUUCUAGCACAAAGAGGAGCUCGACGAGUCCAUUUAAUAGCGCCAGAGCAUGCUCAAAAUGUCACGAUCGCAAUGUGUGUCAAUGCUGUCGGGACCGCUAUUCCACCGAUGAUAAUAUUUAAAGGACAGAGGCAGAAACCUGAAUUUAGUGACAAUUUACCCGCGGGGAGUUUCGUGAAGAUGUCAGCAAAAGGGAGCAUGACAACUGAACUAUUCGUGGAGUUCAUUAAACAUUUGGCAAAAUAUAAGACUCAAGGAAAAAUUUUGUUGAUCUUCGAUGGAGCGUCAUCGCACUUAGAUUACACGAUCGUUGAGGAAGCAGACCGGCAUGACAUAGUCCUUUAUUGUCACCCGAGUAAUACUACGCACGAGCUGCAACCUCUGGACAAAUCUGUGAAUAAGUCUUUUGAACAUUAUUGGGAUCAAGAGGUUUUAAGAUACAUGUAUCAAAAUCCUGAAAGACGCAUAACGAAAACCAGUUUUAAUACAAUUUUCACAAAGGUGUGGUCACAGUGUUUGACUCACGACAAUAUAGUAAACGGGUUUCGAGCUACGGGCUUGUACCCUUUCAACCCUGACAUAUUACCUGACGAGGCAUUUGCUCCAUCAAUUUUAACAGAGCUGCCUCCACCAACAGAACCCAGCGCUUUAGUAGGCUCAAACACAGAUCAUCCAGAUAAUUAUACUGUCAAUCAGCCAGAAGAACAGCUUCGAAACGAGGAUGAUUCUCAAUCUCAUUUGGAGCAGGUUCCUGAUUUACCCGAGAAAAGUCCUGCUCAAAGCGCCAUGGAUCUAAAUAAUUUGUCGGUCUUAACUAACCAAGAGCAUGAAGACACUAUUCAAUCAUCUGAAAAUAUCUUGAAUGAUGUAGAAACAACACCAAAGAAGGCACAAAUCAUUGUUACUCCGACCCAGUCACCAAAACCAUCCACUUCAGGACUUCACAGGGCUCCUAUAUAUCGUCGUCCAAUAAUUUACAGCUCAGGAUCCGAGACAGACUCUGAAACAAAUAUUGAAUUGCAGAUAACACAACUGGCAUUAAACAAAUCAUCACUGGCCAUGGAUAAUAUAUAUGGUUCUGAAGAAAAUAUCGAAGACAGCGACGAUUUUAGUUCUGAUGACAACGUACCUUUGGCGAACCUCAAAGACAAUAAAUUUAGGUCUCCUUUUCAAGAACUACUGCCAACGCCAAACUACGCUGUGACAAAGAAUAAACCUAGGAGAAAAGCCAUCAAUUAUAAAGGCCAACGAGUCACCAAAGAUCUGUUUAAGGAACAAGAAACAUUGAAAGAAAAUAAGUUGACAAAGAAAAGAAAACCUAAAGAAUCAAAGAAGACUAAAAAUGAAAAAAAGAAACGAUCUAAAGGGGAUAAAAGAAAAAGAAGCAAUCUAUCGGUAGAGGAAUCUUGGUUCUGCCCAGCUUGCAAUGAAAAUCGUGUGUCUGAUAUGAGACAGUGUGUUAAAUGCAGAAUAUGGUACCACGAAGAAUGCCUAGGGCUAACCAAAAAUGAUAAAGAUUUUUUUUACUGUCAAAACUGUGAUGAAUAAGUAUAGUUCCCAAAGGAGUACCUAUUUUUUCCUAAAUAUUUGUGUGUAUAAUGGUAAAUUCUUAGUUGUUGAAGUACGAUAACUUCUAAACUAAUUUAAUUCCAACAGUUCCUAAUCAAAAGCCUGAUUUAGAAUAUGUUAUUACUAGUCUUAGUAUAAGAAAUUUUGUGAUAACUUAAUAAGUGGCCUUAUUACCCCCUGGGGGAUAAAAAGGCCCAUUGUUAUUAUCUCUUAAGAUUAUGUGAAGAAAACAUUUUCAUUUGUUCUAUUAGCUGAAAAGUGCCAUAAACGUUAUGUUUCGUUGAUUAUUUCAUAAGAAAAUAAAAAAAUAUUUUUGGGCCUUAAUUUACUAUGGUAGUUUAAUAAGGCCCACGGUAAGUGUUUUUAAAAAUGGUUAUGUUUCUUUUCAUACUGUUUUUUGUAUUACUAUUAACCUUUUAUUUUAAUCGCAAAUAAAUAAACAUUCAUAUGAACUAGACUUCUUUAAUUUUUUUACAACAAUUUCUGAGUUAUUUGGUUUUAAAAUUAGGUGGGCCUUAUUUGCCGCAGGUACCUUACAUAUAAUAUUCAUUCAUUACAUACUCAUGUUUUUGUGCUUUAUUUAAUACGUGUUAUGUAUAUUUAUCGUAACAUAACAAGAUCACGCCAUACCUCGAAAGGCAGAGGUGUAGUUUCUAAUGUAUCAAUAAGUGUAUGCAUAUGUUUUUUU